UUUUGAAGCCUAUGUCACUCUAAUCAGCUGCAACACGUGCGGUUUAAAGUUGUUUUGGUUUAAUACAUCUCAUUAAGAAGUGUUGGAAUUUAGUAAUUCAACAGUUUAACAAUGAAGAUCCGCAAGAAUCACGCCCGCAAGCGUUACCGCUACAAUGUAAAUCGCAAAACGCUGAACAAAACACGUAGUUCUACGGGAAAAAUCAAGGAUCCCAGGAUGAAGAAGAUGUGGAUGGAGGACCAGCGCGUGGGCACCAACUUCAGCGAAAUGGGGUUGGCCAAGGAUGUCAACAAAGCCAUUGCGAUUCCUAGCUACAAGAAGGAUCGUCUCCUGGCUGCGAGAGUAUUGAAUGGAUUUCUGGAGGAGGAACUGGAGGAGGAUGAGCGCCGAGCACUGGGCAUCAAGAAGCCAGUCGUGGAGGAGGGUCCAAAACGAGGACAUGUAGUCCAGGAACUGGAGCAAUUGGCAAGCGAACGUGCAGAUCCGGAAUUCAGAUUACCCAAGGGUGUGGUCAAGGAGUUGUCCUACUUCCUUAACAAGCACAAAUUCAACUACAAGGCCAUGGUCGCCGAUCGAAAGAACUUUGGUCAAUGGACCUGGAGGCAAUUCCGACUGAAAAUUCGCAGGUACAUGUCCAUUCCGGAGCAGUUCAACGUUUACCUGGAGCAGAAAAAGCUCCCCGUGGGCGUGAAACCGGAUUGGGAAGAGUACGAGUCGGACAGUGAAUGGAAAUAAAUGCUUUUGACCGAUAACAUAA
Drosophila gunungcola (fruit fly) is the source of this 757-nucleotide messenger RNA. Its product is annotated as nucleolar protein 16. Gene Ontology annotation, biological process: ribosomal large subunit biogenesis. The coding region runs from base 112 to 735 and encodes 207 amino acids. Gene Ontology annotation, cellular component: nucleolus. The transcript has 3 exons. The record is from RefSeq and is a predicted model, not a curated record. NCBI's taxonomy places the organism in Eukaryota, Metazoa, Arthropoda, Insecta, Diptera, Drosophilidae.